AGAAUAUUCAAGGAAGAACUAAGACCACGUUAGAGGGGAGGGAAAAAAAGAAAUGGGUUUAGUGAGAUGGUUUGUAGGGGUUUUAUUUCUAAGCACUUUGCUCCUUUGCAGUGCUGAUGUACAUCACUAUGAAUUCUUUGUGCGAGAGUCAAAAUUUAAGAAGAUGUGCAACACAUCGACUUUGCUGGUCGUAAAUAAUAGUUAUCCAGGGCCUGAGAUUCGGGUUCACAGAGGUGACACUGUCUUCGUUAAUGUCCACAAUCGUGGAAAGUAUGGCUUCACCAUUCACUGGCACGGUGUGAAACAACCAAGGAAUCCAUGGUUCGACGGUCCCGAGUUCAUAACCCAGUGCCCGAUCCGACCACGAACCAACUUCACCUACAAAAUCAUAUUAUCGGAGGAAAUAGGAACCCUGUGGUGGCACGCACACAGUGACUGGACUCGCAGUUCCGUCCAUGGCGCCAUCGUCAUUUUACCGGCCGAGAACGAAACUUAUCCAUUUCCCACGCCGGAUGGGGAGCAAACAAUCAUACUUGAAUCAUGGUACAAUGGGAACUUGAAGAAAAUUAUCGAUAAAGCACUUGCAUCCGGUACCCCUCCUCCCCAACCAGAUGCUUAUGCUAUCAAUGGACAUUUAGGAGACACAUAUGGAUGCCCAACUGAUACAAUAUUCCGCAUGGAAGUUGAUUAUAAGAAGACAUACCUUCUCCGCAUAAUCAAUGCUGCAAUGAACGAACAGCAAUUCUUCACCAUCAUGAACCACACCCUCACAGUUGUCGCCCUAGAUGCCUCCUACGUUCGAAGGUUCAAGAGCGACUAUAUAUUGAUAAGCCCUGGCCAAACCAUGGAUGUUUUGGUCUCUGCCAAUCGAAACGCCGGCCAAUAUUACAUGGCUACUAGGCCUUCCUCUGAUUCCGCUGUCGCGCCCGUUGACUUCAUUACUACCGGCAUUUUUCAAUAUACAAACUUUGUGGGUGGAUCGAAUGCUUCCUUGAUAACGUUGCCCGCAAUGAACAAUACGGAUGCUAUGCUUAACUUCAUCAGCCGAAUUCGGAACACGAAUGUCACUCAGAAUCCGCCGAUAAAUGUGCCGGCAGAUACGGAUAUCAAUAGACGAGUGUUCAUUACACUCGCCGUUAACGACUUGCCUUGUAAAAACUCAAAGUGUGUUGUAAGUGACGGAUUUGCUGCAAGUUUGAACAAUGUCAGCUUUGUUUACCCACAUAUUGACGUUCUCCAAGCAUACUACAGGAACAUCAGAGGUGUUUUCGCCGAAAAUUUUCCGUUUCUUCCACCAGAAUUCUAUGAUUUCACUGGAAACUUGACUGGUGUAGUUUCUGCAGUUGAGGUAGGGACGAGGGCUAUUUGCGUAAAUUAUGGGGAUGCAGUUGAGAUAGUGCUGCAAUCAACCCAGAUGGGUGCUGGUGGAAGUCACCCAAUCCAUUUGCACGGUUACAGCUUCUAUUGGGUGGGAGCUGGGCUUGGAAAUUUCAACGGUGAGACAGACCCAAGCACUUACAAUCUGGUUGAUCCACCACUCAUGAACACUAUCGACGUUCCCGGUACAGGAUGGGUUGCCAUCAGAUUUUUUGCUAACAAUCCCGGGGUGUGGUAUAUGCAUUGCCAUUUCGAAAGACAUACUAGCUGGGGAAUGAGCACUGUUUUGAUUGUGAGGAACGGUAGCACCAUUGAAACCAGCAUCCGCCCACGGCCAUCUACCAUGCCUCGUUGUCAUCGAACCUAGAACUACUGCCAGGAUACAACAAAUAGACACGUAUAUAUAACUUAUAUUAGUAUUUAGGAGUUGGAUUAUAUUUUAUCCUAUUUACUUAAUAAAUGGAUAAAUUAGUCCAUAUAUAUUACAUCAAUAAAUAAA
Molecule: messenger RNA, 1876 nt
Organism: Gossypium arboreum
Lineage: Eukaryota; Viridiplantae; Streptophyta; Magnoliopsida; Malvales; Malvaceae
Product: laccase-14-like
Exons: 7
Coding region: 53-1744 (563 amino acids)
Biological process (GO): lignin catabolic process
Cellular component (GO): apoplast
Molecular function (GO): hydroquinone:oxygen oxidoreductase activity; copper ion binding
Source: RefSeq, a predicted model, not a curated record